Lodderomyces elongisporus is the source of this 4803-nucleotide messenger RNA. RefSeq lists its product as uncharacterized. The record is from RefSeq and is a predicted model, not a curated record. The coding region runs from base 1 to 4803 and encodes 1600 amino acids. Gene Ontology annotation, molecular function: protein binding. The transcript has a single exon. NCBI's taxonomy places the organism in Eukaryota, Fungi, Ascomycota, Pichiomycetes, Serinales, Debaryomycetaceae. Gene Ontology annotation, cellular component: nucleoplasm.
AUGAUUUCAUCAUCAUCAGCAUUUCAAUCCUCUUCGAAACCACCCAGGGAAAGAGACCUAUAUUUAGGCUCAGGGUACAAGUCGCGGUAUGAUCACUACUCAAAAUCAAAACCCAAAUCUUAUUACAAGGGGAAUACUGGCGGAGAACGAAAAGAUAGAGGAGAUAGAGGAGGCCAAAGAGGAAGUCAAAGAGAAGCAAUGAUUAGUGGAAGUUCAUUUUCCCUGGAUCGAAGAAUUAGUGGUUCAGGAGGAGCAGGUGGGGGAGGUAGUGGAGCUGGAGGCGGAAGCCAGGGAGACACUUACUAUGGAAAUAGACGCAGGGUAGAUAAGUAUGCGUCCAGCUUUAGCUCGGCUGCUGUUGGAGGAAACAAUAAUAGUAAUGCUAGUAAGAACAAUACAAAUACCAGCAUAAGUGGUAUGGGUGGCGGAACAGGACGAAUAGAACGUACUGAAAAAUACACAUCAAGAAGCUAUAAUGGUAGUGGAAGUGGAAGCGGCAAUGGCAAUAACAAUAACAAUAGUAGGGAUAUGUUUAGUAAGCGGCUGACUACACCAGAGUACGAUGGCAAAAGCAAAUAUGAAUCAAGCAUAAGGAUCAACUCCAAAGAUUAUAAGUCGGAACCAAAGAUUGAAAGCGAGAAAGAGAGAAAGCAGAUUGAGGAGAAAGAGAAACUGAAUGUUAGUGAUUUAAAGGGAGAAAAUCUUUUGUCGAAAAAGAGAAAGUCUUGGAGUGGGGACGAUACAGAGCAAAAGAGCAGUAUGGAUAGAUCACGAAUAUCAAAGUCUGAAGAUUGUGAAGAAGAAUCAAUUAAGAAAAAGAUGAACAAUAGCAGAGACUACGUGGUUGGACAAGAAACUAUUAAAAAGGAACAUAAGGAGCAACCAUUGUCAGACAUCAAAAUUAAUGAACCGGUAGUUGUUUCGACUGCUACUAAAACGAAGGAAAAUUUAAAUUUCAGCCCAGAUAAUAUUGAAGAUAAAGCUUCUGAAAAGAAGGACAAUGAAUCAAAUGAUCCACCAGCUCCAGUAAAGAAAAGAACAUCUUUUUCCGAAUAUAUGAAAUCGGCUAAAGAAAGAGCCAAGAGAUUAACAGAGGAAUCCAAAGAAGGCAAUAAGGCAAUCUUGGAAGAACAAAAACUCGAUGAUGAAAAACCAGCGCCUGAGAAAAGCUGUAUUGACAACAAAGUCGCAGAAGAAAUUAAAAUUGGAAAUAUGGAAAAGAAAUUUGAACAUGUGCAUGUUAAAGCUGCUGAUCAUGAAAAGAGUUUGAGCGAAGAUAAGCACAAACAGCAAUCCACGAUAGGCCAAGAUACUUUGAUGAAGGAGAAUCAUGAACUGUCUAUUCUGGAAAAGAUCGCUGAUGAAGUAUCUGAAAAGACGAAGCUGAAUGAUGAGUUAUUGGCUAAAGAACCACUCAAACUUAACAAACAUGAUACAUUGGAAUUAACAGAGGACCUGAAACCAAAGGAAAAAGACAUAGUAAUAAAUAGUGACAAAUCAUCAGAAAAAGAAAAGAAAUUAAACAACACCAAUGAUCCUUUAGCAAAGCAUACACUUGGAGUGAAAAGCGAAGAAAAAGAUGUUAGUGUCAAUCAUCAUAACAACAACAACAACAACAACAACACUAUCAGCACAUCCACUAUGAAACCAUUACUAAAGGCAAAUUCCGAAAAUGAUCAUGAUGGUCGUCUUGACGAUGAAGUAAAUGCAGAAGAGGAUCUGUCUGAAGCUGAAACUGUUGUAGGAUCGCCGCCUCGAUUCCAGGUUUCGAGAAAACUAAUGCGAAAGCGACCUCACGAUAAGGAAAGAUCCAAAUUGAAGAGGAGAGCUGUUGCCAUAAGCUCAGACGAAGAAGAUGCCUUAUUGGAUUUGGCCACAAGUGAAAACCCAUCCUCAUUGCCAAAAAACCAACCGCAAUUUCCUCAACAACAACCCCAACUGCCUCAACAACAACCGCAACUUCCUCAACAACAACCCCAACUGCCUCAACAACAACCGCAACAACUGCCACAACCACAACAACCACAACAAAUGAAAUCUGAAAAGAAACUUGUACCGGGCAAGUCUAUUAAGAAAGCACCUUACAAAAUUAAACGAGACUCAAGUGGAAGAUCUUUACUUCAGCGAGCAUGCAAAAAGGGAAAUUUCGAUGAUGUCAAAGAAUUUAUCAACCGAGGCGCAAGCGCGAAUGAAAAAGAUUUUUGUGGCUUCACUUGUCUUCACGAAGCAGCACUCGAGGGUCAUGAUGAAAUUGUGAAAUUUCUUAUCGAAAAUGGUGCCGACGUUAAUGCUAAAGCCGAUGAAGCAGGUGACUGUGAAACUCCUUUAAUUGAUGCAGCCGAGAAUAAACACCUUGGUACUGUAAAGAUUUUAUUAGAGCAUGGCGCAGAUCCAACGAUUUUCAAUAUUGAUGGAUUCACUGCAUUGACGAAAAUCUAUAACGAGCACGAUGGCGAAGAAGGUUACGAUGAGAUAAUCAAAGUGUUGGAGAAGGCUAAUAUUUCUUUAACUUCACGCCAGGUUGGUAAAAACUUGUCAAGAAUAGGGUCUCCCUUACCCAAUGUCGAAGUCAAAGAUGAUCCUAACGAAGCAUAUUUUGCCAAUUUAAUCAAACGCAAAGGCAUAUAUAAAUGGGCCGCGGAGAAUCACAAGGAGUUUGUUGCUAAUCAUUUUGUCUCAGGAAACAGUCUUGAAGACAAACCAGACAUUUUGAUCAUUGCUGCUAGGAACGGGCAUUCAGAAUUGAUUGAUAUCAUUUUGGGAUUGAACCCAACACAGUACAACAUUGAUACCGAGAGCCCAUGUGGAAUCACAGCACUUUUGGCAUCUAUUGGUCGCGGCCAUUCAGAGGUUGUCCAUUCUCUUUUAUCGAAAGGUGCUGACCCAUUCAAGACUAGAAAGAAAGAUGGCUUAAAUGCAUUGGAGAUUGCUCAACACUCCCCUAGGUUUGAUGUUGAGGAAAUUGAAAUGAUUCAGAAUUUCAUGGAGAAAAAGAGCGGUACUAAAAUUUUGUCAACUGUUCCAUCAAGAAUUGUUUCCAGGGUGACGUCCAGAUCACUGUCAAAAGCACCCUCCGUACCCGUUUCUGAAGAUGAGGAUGAUGAGGAAGAAGACGAGGAAGAGGAGGAAGAGAAGGAAAAGGAAGCGAAGGAGAGGGAGAAGAAGGAUAAUAACGAACAAAAGGUAGACAUUCUACAAGGGUCAUUAAGAACUGAGAAAUCUUUAGAGUUGGAAGAAUUCACAAAGUCAAAAGAUCAGAAAAAGCUUAACAAGAGAAUAGAAAGAAAGAAUAAUCAUGAUGGAAACAAUGAUUCACAAGAUGAUGUACAAAGCGUUGAUAAAAAUGACGUAAUUAAUGUUGAUUUGAGCAAGAAGAACGCUAGUGCUAGUGAAAAAGACCUUGAUGUAAAUAAACAAGAUCUCAAAACUAAGAAUGAAAAGGGCAGCAGAACUUACGAUACAAUGGAAGUUGAUGAGCAAUAUACUCAAGAUGCACAAGGGAAUGAGAAUGAUCAGGAUGAAGAUUUACAAGCAGAAUUUAAGGAUACACAUGAAGAAUCAUCAAGGAAAAGAAAAGCUAAUCAUGGCUUGUCAGCUGAAGAGUCUUUUAGUUUCAAGAAAAUCAAGUCUGAGAAUUCUUCUAAAAACUCGGAAUCGAAAGCGGUUUCAUUACUGGGUUCCGCACCUGGCUCAACAUCAGGAACGGCACCAGUUGUGACUUCAGCUUCAAUAUCAUCACCUGCACCAGUUCUCUCACCCCUUCCUUUGCACAAUCAUGCGGUAGCCAAACUUUUUGAUGAUAAUAAAGAUCAACCGAAAACGCAUACCAACGAGCGUUCUAUAUCUCCAAACUCUAUCUUACCGGAAAAAGAUGUUGGUCUCGCCAAAGAACGCUCGCCGUCGCCAGUACCUGUUAUCAAGAUUCUGGAGGAGCAAAAGGCCAAAAAUGCUGAGGAAGCAAGAAUUUGGCAGGAAAAAGCCGAGGCUAAAAAGAGAGCAAGAAGAGAGAUGUUUUUAAAGUAUGAAAAAGAACGUGAAAUGAAGAGAAAAGAAGAGGAAGACAAAAGGCUCGAAGAAGAAAGAAUUCAAGCCGAGUUAAAGAAACAAGAGGAUCUUCGACAGGCAUUGGAAGAAGAGGCAAGGCGCAAGGAACUUGAAGCACGCAAAACUGAGUUGAGAAAAAUCAAAGCAUUAGAGUACUAUCCUAUUGGAUUAAAGCGUGUGAGGUUCAAUUCCAAGCCAACUGAGUUUACAAUUGCAAAGUACUUGCCAUUAUACAUUUUUGUUAUCAACGAGCAUAAAUUUGUGUUAGAUCUCCACAUCUCACUUCUCACGCUCACUCCCUUUGAAAAUCUUUUAAGUUCUAGAGGCUCUGAGUCCAAGGUUUUACAAAAUGAAAUAGAAUCAGCAGACAAAUCUAAGUUGUGGAAAUUGUACUAUCCUUUGAUCGGAUUAGACACUAAGAAGCAACUGUAUAAUGGAACGUUGGAUAGUAAACAAGAAGGAGAAAAAUUAUUUCAAAAUUUGUCAUUAAAGUUUGUCAAAUACGAUGAUAUCAUGCCUGGCAUUAAGGAAAAGUUUUCAUUAGUUGCUGAAAAAAUUGAAACUCUGACUUGCAUAGAGGUUGAUUUGAAAUUCAUGACUGGCUUUGAUUAUAGUGAUGAUUCGAUAGUGAGAGACUUGCGCACUGGUAAGCUGGAGGAGUCACAACCAGCUAAUUUAGGAAAAUUUGUUCCACCAAGCUUGAUGUAUCGUAAGGAUAUUAUAAAAACCCUUGGCUCGAGUCGCAGCCGAUUGUGGUAA